Cornus florida is the source of this 1972-nucleotide messenger RNA. Its product is annotated as protein HEAT STRESS TOLERANT DWD 1. The record is from RefSeq and is a predicted model, not a curated record. The coding region runs from base 269 to 1705 and encodes 478 amino acids. The transcript is spliced from 12 exons. NCBI's taxonomy places the organism in Eukaryota, Viridiplantae, Streptophyta, Magnoliopsida, Cornales, Cornaceae. Gene Ontology annotation, molecular function: protein binding.
GAACAGCAUCAAGGCUCCAAUCAAACCCAAGGUUUGUUAGUCACUUUGGGCUUGGACAGUUUCAUUAAUCUUACCCAACCUGGCCCAACCUUACCCUACUUGCCACUUGGCUGUUGGCCCUCACACCUUGCAGCGUUCACCGAAUACCCAGCAAGGCAGCAAGGGUUAAACCUUAAAAACCCUAACUCCAGCCGAAGUACUUCUCUGUUUCACACUCUCUUUCUUCUUCAUUUUCUUCAGCUCCAAACACGCACACGAGUAGCCAAAGAUGGUUCGAAGUAUCAAAAACCCUAAGAAGGCCAAACGAAAGAACAAGGGUUCAAAGAAUGGAGAAGGGUCUUCGUCUUCGAUACCGUCAUUGCCGGUGAAGGUAUGGCAACCAGGUGUGGACAAAUUGGAAGAAGGAGAGGAGCUUCAGUGUGAUCCUUCUGCUUACAAUUCUCUUCACGCCUUCCACGUUGGGUGGCCCUGUUUGAGCUUUGACGUGGUGCGUGAUUCAAUGGGGUUGGUUCGGACUGAGUUUCCGCAUACGGUGUAUUGCGUAGCAGGGACUCAGGCGGAGAAAGCUUCCUGGAAUUCUAUCGGGAUCUUUAAAAUUUCUAACAUUUCUGGGAAAAGAUGUGAACUAGUUCCUAAAACAUCUGCUGCUGAUGACACUGAUGUAGAUAGUGAUAGUAGUGAUAGUGACGAAGAUGACGAAGAGGAGGGUGGUGGAUCUGGAACGCCAGUUUUGCAGCUGCACAAAGUGGCUCAUGAAGGAGGUGUUAAUCGCAUUCGUGCCAUGACACAAAACCCUAAUAUAUGUGCAUCUUGGGCAGAUACUGGUCAUGUGCAGGUGUGGGACUUCAGCUCUCAUUUGAAUGCUUUGGCUGAAUCAGAAACUGAAGUUAGUCGGGGAGCUUCCACAGUUUCUAAUCAGGCUCCAUUAGUUAAAUUUGGAGGGCACAAAGAUGAAGGGUACGCCUUAGAUUGGAGUCCUCUUGUUCCUGGGAGGCUUGUAUCUGGGGACUGCAAGAAUUGUAUACAUUUGUGGGAACCAACAUCUGGCUCAACAUGGAAUGUUGAUACUAAUCCAUUUGUCGGACAUGCUGCUAGCGUAGAAGAUCUGCAAUGGAGUCCUACAGAACCUUAUGUUUUUGCCUCUUGCUCUGUGGAUGGCGAUAUUGCAAUAUGGGAUACCCGUUUAGGGAAGUCGCCAGCAGCUUCUAUAAAAAAGGCACAUAAUGCAGAUGUCAAUGUUAUCACAUGGAACAGGUUGGCUAGCUGUAUGCUGGCAUCUGGAAGUGAUGACGGUACAUUUUCUAUUCGUGAUCUUAGGUUGCUCAAGGAAGGGGAUUCUGUUGUGGCUCAUUUUGAAUACCAUAAGCACCCCAUUACAUCUAUUGAGUGGAGUCCACAUGAAGCCUCCACCUUGGCUGUUUCAUCAUCCGACAAUCAAUUAACAAUAUGGGACCUUUCUUUAGAAAGAGACGAGGAAGAAGAAGCCGAAUUCAAAGCUAAAACGCAAGAGCAAGUAAAUACACCUGCAGAUAUACCUCCACAACUUCUUUUUGUUCAUCAGGGUCAAAAAGACUUGAAAGAGAUUCACUGGCAUCCGCAGAUCCCAGGAAUGCUCAUCUCUACAGCUGCAGAUGGUUUUAACAUCCUGAUGCCUUCGAACAUUGAAAGUGCACUUCCCCCGGCAAAUGACAUGGUUGAAGGUUGAAAUUGUCAUGCAUUCAUAGAGACAACCCUACAAGAUCAUAUGUCAUGUGUGAUGGGGCAUGGAACAGACUGAUGCGUGCAUUCCUAAAUUAUUUUCGACUCAGAAGUGUGUUCAGCGUGCUUUUAGAAACUUCACCUAGUUGCAAGUUGCAGCAAUUUUGUUUUGUGUUUUAUACAUUUUUGUUCGAGUUUCUUAAAAGAGUAUAUAGAGGGUUUGUAUUGAACUCCUUCAAUUUUCAGCAGCUACUCGGGAACAAUUGUUUUAUUA